UUUAUUUUGUCACAUUAUUGUAAAACACAUGCAGAAAUAUUUGAUUCACAUGGUAUAAGAGCUUUUAACGUAGGGUUACUGUAUAGUCGCCGCCGUCGAUCUCCAUCUGACGUGAAACUCGCCGGCAACCUCAGUCACCAUCGUCAUUUGUUUCUCAGCCGCGCAAACCAUAGCUUGAUACCGUUCAGCCGCGCGACAAACUCUCGACUUUGACACCGUCCAGAUCCGAAUUCGGUCACCGUCCAGAUCAGUUCACACGCCGUGGCGAAGCCCACUGUUUUCCGUUCGCACGUCGCAGCCCUAAUAUUUGGACAUUCACACGCCGCGCGACCAGAUUCGACCAUUCAGUCAUCACGAAACUCUGUUUGAUUUCUAUAUCCGACCAGAUUUGUACGCCAAACUCGCCACUGUUGUUUGCGAGUACCACUGCUGAACCGCCCUCGUCUGUUCAAUCUGGGUUGGGCUGAAAUUUUGCAUUGGUGAUAUUCUAAAAGGGGGCCUCAGACACUUCACUCAACAAAUGACUUUGGUUUUCACUCUCAGAGGAGGAAUGAUCAUCCCGGACAUGUUUCCUCAAAAUUAGUGAUUCUGGCGUCUAUAUUUCUUUGUUCAUAAAAGAAGCCACAGCUGCUGAAUUUGUAUUUGAAGAAAGGAGUAUGUUAUGUGAGACAGAGUGCUCUGGUGAAAAUUGUGCAUUAAAAUGGGACCUCAUAUAUUUAGGUCCAUUGCAGAAAGGUACCAUCAUCUCAAUAUGUUUGUCAGAUGUAAAGUAACAUCUUCCCAAUAUGUUGCAUCAAGAGCUAGAGAUCCAACGUUUGAGAAACUGAUGGAUAAGUACAAAGAUUUUCUAAAAGUGGUUGCUAUCCAAGAUCUUAUCCUUGCUAAUCCGAGGAAUCAAUCAGUAUCUCUAGACUUCCUCUCAAGGCUUUCCCAGAAGCUCCAUCUCAACCGUGGCGCUCCCUCCUUCCUUCGCAAAUACCCUCAUAUUUUUCACAUCUUCUAUGACCCAAACAAGUCUCUACCAUUUUGCAAAUUAACAGACACUGCCAAUCAAAUAUUUUCUGAAGAAGCAGAUGCUAUCAAUGCUUCAUUGCCUCAGGUUGUUGAUCGAUUGGUCCGGCUUUUGUCAAUGUCAAAUUCUAAGAUGGUACCACUGCGUGCAAUUUACAAGGUGUGGAGGGAGCUUGGGCUCCCUGACGAUUUUGAGGACACUGUGAUAUCGAAAUACUCUCAUGUUUUUCAGCUCUGUGAUGCUCAUGAACCAAAUACUCAUUAUCUGAAGUUGGUUGAUGACAUUCCGAGAAAUCAAUUCAGAGCAGCUGUUGAGGAAUGGAGAGUUGGUCAGUAUUGUAAAGAGGACUGCACUGUUGAUGAGACUGAAAUCCAGUAUAGUUUUAAACAUAGCUAUCCUCCGGGUAUGCGGUUGAGAAAAAUCUUCAAAGCCAAGGUUCAGGAGUGGCAAAAGUGUCCAUAUACUGGACCAUAUGAGGGAAUACUUGACAGUAACAAGUAUAAGAACACUAGUCUAGCACUGGAAAAGCGAGCGGUUUCAAUCGUUCAUGAAUUCAUGACUUUGACCGUGGAAAAGAUGGUGGAAGUAGAGAAGAUCAGCCAUUUUAGGAAAUGGUUUGGCAUUGAGUUAAAUAUAAGAGAUCUAUUUUUGGAUCAUCCUGGGAUAUUUUAUUUAUCAACCAAGGGAAAGAGACAUACCGUUUUCCUAAGAGAAGCAUAUGAGAGGGGGUGUUUAAUAGAUCCAAAUCCAGUUUAUACCGUAAGGAGAAAACUCCUAGAUUUAGUUGCUAUGGGGCGUCGUGGUUUAUCUCAGAGUAGUUUAAGACAAAAAGCAGAUCAAAUUCACAAUGAAGAUGGUGACUUCCCUCUUCUAGGUAACAAGUGAAUACAUGAAAAUAUGCAUAUUCUUUCAACAAUUGUCACAUUCAAAUUUGUGAAACAUUGUCACGAGUCUGAAAGCAGAAAGGAGAAUGCUGGAGAGAUCAACAAUUUUGUUAAGGGAAUUUGAAUCCAUUGGGGGAGUUGAUAUCUAAUUACCAGUAUGAAAGACCCUUUUUUAAUACAUAGAAAUCGGAGGAAUGGUAUAUUUUACUGCGUCUUCUUGCAGAUGUGAACACCUUUCUUUCAGGGAAGGACUAUCUGAAAUAAUUUCAUUGAUUGAAUGAAAUAUCAAAGAAUUGGUAUCCAUGGUUUCUCCUGAUGAUACACAGAAUUGGCUUCGGAUGCUGCUUAUCGAUCACCCUUUCACAGCCUCAAAGAAGCAUUUAUGGAUAAACAUUUCAUCAACCGUUUUGUGGAAGUGAUAGGAUGAAGGGAAUACAAGAAUCUUCCCAGAUAAGGCAAAAACCACAAGGGACAUCCUCGAUGCAGCCGUUUACAAAUGGUUUCUCUUGGUGUAAAAGCAUACAAGCUAUUAAAAGUUUGCAACUUUUCUUUCAUUAUAGCAAAUUGGAAAGAUAUUUGUAUUCCUCUCGAAUAAGUCCUUUUUGUAUAUCCUUGGAUAUUUCAUUCAAUAAAUGAGAUGAUUUCUUAUCCAAAAAAUUCUCAGGGAGGAUUGAAGAGCGAGCUGAUUAAAUUGGACGCUCCUCGCAACUUUGUAAUUCGGUCUUUAAGGCAGGGAGACUUAACUGGAGAAGAUGUACAACCUGAUUUGGUAGUCUGAAAAUGUGUUCUUUGUGAUCUGCAGGUGAUUAUGCUCCGACCAAAGCUUAGUUCACAUGGGAUGGGCCUUAUUCAAGAUGGUACUAAUAAUAAUUGUCAUCUCCUUGUAUGAUUUCCAUUGUAUUUUCAUUAUCUGCAUGAACUUAUUGAAUAUUUUAACAUGUUGUCCGUUGAGUUUCCCGCUGCCACUUGGUUUCAAGUGAAAAGGCAGAGUCUGAACCAUUUGAUCUCGUGAUUUUUGGUUGUACCUUCAUUUGAAGGAAAGGAAUUUAAGGAUAUUGAUGCUUACUGAUUAGGACUUAUGUGAUGUAAUCUUCUGGUGACUAUUUUCAUCACCAUUUUCUGCUGAAUUGAGGGUAUGUUUGUGCCUUUUAUUGUUGAAUUCUAGAUGCUUCGAGGA
Molecule: messenger RNA, 3073 nt
Organism: Cucumis sativus (cucumber)
Lineage: Eukaryota; Viridiplantae; Streptophyta; Magnoliopsida; Cucurbitales; Cucurbitaceae
Product: protein ROOT PRIMORDIUM DEFECTIVE 1
Exons: 2
Coding region: 701-1897 (398 amino acids)
Molecular function (GO): RNA binding
Source: RefSeq, a predicted model, not a curated record